AAAUUACGACAGUCGUAAACUGAGAUUUUUGCGACAGCUUCUUAGCUUAACGACGACAACAACUAUGGCGGCUGUCGGUGGUAGUUUUGAAAGUGCCAGGAGCAUUGAGGAGCGUAAGGAACAGACCCGGAUUGCCAGGGCAGAGGUGUUGCGACAGGCUAAAGCCAAUUUUGAAAAAGAAGAAAGGCGUAAAGAACUUAAACGACUUCGGGGUGAGGAGACAUGGAUGCUACCUGAUGUGAAUGAGCGAGUUGAACAGAUCUCACAGGAACACUCUGGGAAGAAAAAAAAGAAAAAAGACAAGCAUUCCAAAAAAGUAAAGAAAGAGAAGAAAAAAAAGAGCAAGAAACACAAGUAUGAAAAAAACAGUGAGUCAACUGGCAGUUCAUCAAGCUCUGAAGAUGAGUGGGUUGAAGCUGUUCCCACCCAGACUUCUGUCAAGGAAAAGGCCUGGAAAGUGAAAGAUGAAAGGUCAGAAAAAGAAGAUAACCAAGUUAUUCAGAGGGAUGAAUGGAUGACUGUUGAUUUUAUGUCUGUUAAAACCGUGUCAUCAUUAUCAUUGAAAACUGAAAAGGAAACUAAAAGGAAAAUAGAACAAGAGAAAACUCAAGCACUUGAACAGUCCAGACUGCUGGAAAGAGAAUUGAAUCCAUACUGGAAGGAUGGUGGGACAGGUCUUCCACCAGAAAACAGUAAUGUGUCAUCAGUUGCUAAAGUGGUAGAAGAUGGUGGUUUAAGCUGGCUAAGGAAGUCUUAUCAGAGAAUGAAGGAACAAGCUGAGAAACAACAUAGAAAUAUUGAAGACCUUGUAGCUGAAAGAUACGGGUCAAUGGAAAUAUUUCAGUUGAAAUUAAAAGAAGCUGAAAAAACUGCAUUUAUGAAAGAAGAUUGUAGACGAGAACGGUGGAGGAAGCCAACAUACUCAGAUAGAGCACAAAGUAGUCAAGAAGGAAGAAAAUCAGACUUGAUGAAAUAUAAUAAAAAUUCAAAAGAUAGAUAUGAUACAACAGAUACUACAAAUAAUAUCAAAGAUAAGUUUAGUGAUAAUGAAAAAGAUAAUAGUUCUGGGUUGGAAACAUGUAGGAGAGAAUCCAAUCCAAGGCAAAAUCAAGAGUUUUCUUCUCUUGGAAAUUUGAGACCUAAAUUCUUAAGACCCUCUGAUGAUGAAGAACUGUCAUUUCAUAGCAAGUGCAGGAAUUUUGAACCAUCUAGUUCAUCUUCCACACUGGUUGCUCAGGACUCUGUGCAUUGUGGUUUUCGAAAACCCACAGAAAACAGUGAAGAAAGUUUAUCAUUGUGGAAUCGAUCUGAUGGAAGAGAAGGAGACAGGAAACAUUCAAAUCAAAAACCAUUAGAAACCAGUCACAGUAUUGACCACGGAAACCUUUCUGAAGACAGGAGAGAAAAAUCACAAGAUGAAAUUUUGAGAGAUGACUCUCUGAAAAAAGAGGAUCUACAGGACACAGAGUCUUCACUUGCUGGAAGUGGUCCAGAGGAUGACUCUGUCUGUAUCCUGAGUGUUGAUGAGAAGAAUAAGUUGGGGGCCAAGAUUAUCAAGGCUGAGAUGAUGGGAAAUAUGGAAUUAGCUGAACAGCUUAAAGCCCAACUUGAAAAAGCAUAUAAAUUCAAAGAAACUGUAACACAGAUAUCAAAAAAAUCUGCAGUAAUGAAUGAAGACCAGCAAGAGGUGAUCCUUGUCAGAACGGAUCUGUCUGGAAGAGUGUGGCCUGUGAACACAUCAGGAAAACACAUGGAAUCUAAAGGAGGAAGAAGGAAGAGACAGAUUGCGUCAACCCAUGAGGAAAAAGAAAGGGUCAAAUACUUUCAUGAUGAUGAUAAUCUAAGCCUAAAUGAUUUAAUCAAGAACGAAAAGAUGGGAACAGCAGAAAAUCAAAACAAACUUUUUAUGAGAAUGGCAUCUAAGUUUAUGGGAAAAACAGAUGGAGACUAUUACACUCUGGAUGACAUGUUUGUCUCCAAAGCAGCUGAGAGCAAAUGUUUUGGUGAAGAAGAAGAGAAUCAGAGGAAAAACGCAAUUGCUGAGCACCAGCGUCUUGCUGCACAAAUGGACAAAUGUCUGUAUUGUUUUGACAGCUCUCAGUUUCCCAAGCACCUUAUUGUUGCAAUAGGUGUUAAGGUUUACUUAUGUUUACCCAACGUACGAUCUCUUACUGAAGGGCACUGCUUGAUAGUCCCUUUGCAGCACCAUAGAGCAGCUACUUUAUUGGAUGAAGACAUCUGGGAGGAAAUUCAGAUGUUCAGAAAAUCUUUGGUAAAGAUGUUCACAGAUAAAGGAUUGGACUGUAUCUUUUUAGAAACUAAUAUGAGCAUGAAAAAACAAUAUCAUAUGGUUUAUGAAUGCAUUCCUCUCCCAAAGGAAGUGGGUGACAUGGCUCCCAUCUAUUUUAAGAAAGCCAUAAUGGAAUCUGAUGAAGAGUGGUCUAUGAACAAGAAAUUGAUUGAUCUCUCUUCAAAAGAUAUCAGAAAGUCUGUACCCAGAGGCUUACCUUACUUCUCUGUGAACUUUGGCCUCCAAGGAGGGUUUGCCCAUGUCAUAGAAGAUCAACACAAAUUCCCUCAUUACUUUGGAAAGAGUCCGCCAGGCAUGUGCUGAGAAUGAUGAUAUUUGAUAAUGAUGAUAAAACAACUCAUUGAGUGCUCAUCACAGCGAGCCAGGUACUAUUCUAAGCACUCAUUUAAUGCUCACAAUAACCCUUUUAUGUAGAUAUUUUUAUACUUUUAUUUUCAGAUGAUGAAACUGAGCUCCAGAAAGGCUAUAUAACUUUCAUGUACUUUGUUUCAAGUAACAGAACCAAGGGCAUAUAACUCAUCAUUGAACUAGGGAACAAAUGAUAUCACCUCUUCAUUUAUAAUCAAGCACCAUAUAGAGCAAGAAGAAUAUACUAGUCAUUUCCCACAGAUAGUUUCUGGGCAGAUUAUUAGAGUGUGAAUCUUUGAAUUGCUAGUGGAUUCUUUCCAUUACUAUAGAAUACCUUCUGGGGUAUUGUCCUUAAAUUUACAGACUACUGAGUAUGUAGAAAGUACGUAAUUUAGUAUCAGGGACUGGGAUGAAAUUAAUGUAGCCAUUGAAGCCAUCAAAAGAAGUCUGGGCAAUAACAGCAGUAGAAGUGGCCUUUCAAUCUAGUGUAGCUCAGGCCUUUCUGCUCAUAUCAUUCUCUAAAGUGGAGGAGCCUAGAUGAACUCCACCCAUGCUUCCCUGACCUCCUUCCCCAUUUUUAAUUGCCCAUGUAAGAUCAUUUUCUACAAUGAGUAGCAUCGUAUAAAAGGUUUGGAUUCAAAUUUUUUUAUGCUAUUAUCCUUAAAGGGGUAACCAGAGGCCCCAAAUCUCAUUCAUCUACGAACUGUUAAGAUAUAUUGCAGAAACUUGUCUGAAAUUUUUUCAGAAUAUCUUUUCCCAGAGUUAACUAAAAAAAUUUGUUUUCAUUGCUCUGAAAUAUUGUCAUUAAAUAGAGCUUUAUAAAUACUCUGCAUUAAGAAAAAAAAAACUAAGUCUAGUGAAAAUGAAAUAAAACAUACAUUUUUUAAACUUGCAUGCUGGGAGAUUUCCCCCUUCCAAAUAAUGAAUAUAUUAUGGUUUAUAUGGUACUAUUUUGGUCUUAAAAGGAAAGCUUCUUUAAUUACAUUCUGCUUUCCCCCAAUUUACUUUUCAAGAAACAGCCUGUGAGCCCAAGGUCUCCCUUCAGUGAGUUGUUCAGAGAAAGAAAGAAUGGGCUCUUUCCAUUAACAUCUGCUUCAGUAACAAAAGAAGAAUCAAUCCAAAUGGUACACAUGAGACAAAACUUGAUGUUUCACCGACAAUUUUAGGUCAAUUUAUAAGCAAGAGUUUCUUAAACUACAUUACUAGUAAUUGGCUGAUGCCAAGAAACUCUUUUACUAAAUCUAAAUUUGCCCUCUUUUUAGAAUAAACUAUGUCUCUAUUAGCCCCUUUAUUUCCCUUCCCCAGUAAAAAAGGUUUCCUUUUCCAUGAAGCUUUUCUUGAUUUAUCCAGCAAUUAGAAUCUUUUUUUUUUUGUCUCCAUAUUGUCUGGUUUGGCAUUUACCUUAUUCUGCCUUAAGCUAGUCCUUUAGUAUAUAGUUGGAUUAUUACUGAGGCUCCCACCAAGCUCCACAUUCUGUUAUGAGCUUUCUGAAGACAGAGAAGUAUAUCUUAGUUAUCUUUGUAUCCCCUACAAUAGUUAGUGUGUGUUUGUACAUAAUAGAUCCCCUUAGUGUGUGUGUGU
This is a messenger RNA of Sus scrofa (pig), 4240 nucleotides long. Lineage: Eukaryota; Metazoa; Chordata; Mammalia; Artiodactyla; Suidae. The record is from RefSeq and is a predicted model, not a curated record.